UCGUUUGUUGACGCGGCAAUCACGCUUCGCGGCCAGCUGGGCGUCACUGUCACGUAGCUAUGAAUCGCUAACAGCUUGAGAGAUGCAACAUAACGAUGACAACGCGCCGUCUUUUCUCUCCACAGCCGCUCACAAUGUCCGAAGAAGCUCCAGACGACCUUCUAGACUACGAGGAAGAUGAUCACGACCAAGUCGCCGAGGCGGCGACCGCCAACGCAGGCGAGGCUCCUCGCAAGGACGUCAAGGGCACGUACGUCAGCAUCCACAGCUCAGGAUUCCGCGACUUCCUCCUCAAACCGGAACUACUGAGAGCCAUCGUAGACUGCGGCUUCGAGCACCCGUCUGAAGUUCAGCACGAGUGCAUUCCGCAGGCCGUUCUUGGCAUGGAUGUCCUAUGUCAGGCGAAGAGCGGUAUGGGCAAGACGGCUGUGUUUGUGCUCGCCACGAUGCAGCAGAUGGAGCCGGUCGAUGGCCAGGUGUCGGUCUUUGUCAUGUGCCACACACGCGAGCUCGCAUAUCAGAUCAAGAAGGAGUACGACCGCUUUAGCAAGUACAUGCCAAGCAUCAAGACGGCCGUCUUCUUUGGGGGCAUUAGCAUUCGCAAGGAUGAGGAGACGCUGCGGGCCAACUGUCCGCACAUAGUCGUCGGCACUCCCGGUCGUCUCUUGGCUCUGGCGCAAAGCAAGGUUCUCAACCUCAAGCAUAUCAAGCAUUUCAUUCUGGACGAAUGCGACAAGAUGCUGGAACAGCUUGACAUGAGACGCGACGUUCAAGAAAUCUUUCGGAUGACGCCGCACGAGAAGCAGGUCAUGAUGUUUAGUGCCACGCUGGCAAAGGAUAUCAGGCCUGUGUGCAAAAAGUUUAUGCAAGAUCCGAUGGAGAUAUAUGUCGACGACGAGGCGAAGCUCACACUCCAUGGCCUACAGCAGCACUACAUCAAACUGAAAGACAACGAGAAGAAUCGAAAGCUGUUUGACCUCCUCGAUGUGCUGGAAUUCAAUCAGGUUGUCAUCUUUGUGAGAACCGUUCAACGUUGUAUGGCAUUAGCUCAGCUUCUCAUCGACCAGAACUUUCCGGCCAUCGCCAUACAUCGGCAGAUGAAACAGGAAGAACGGUUGUCUCGUUACCAGUCAUUCAAGGAUUUCCAGAAACGUAUUCUCGUGUCGACCAAUCUGUUUGGACGUGGCAUGGACAUCGAGCGCGUCAACAUCGUUUUCAAUUAUGACAUGCCUGAAGAUUCGGACACCUACCUCCACAGGGUGGGUCGAGCCGGUCGUUUUGGAACUAAGGGUCUCGCUAUUACGUUCGUCAGCGACGAGGCCGACGCUCGUACAUUAAACGAAGUUCAGAACCGGUUUGAGGUUAAUAUCACCGAGCUUCCUGAUGAGAUAGACGUCAACUCCUACAUUGAACAAGACGGUUGAUGGCGACUGAUUUGAACUCGAUGGAUUGUUUAGUGUGUUUUUUGUGAAACAGUGGCAAAAAAAUGUUGAUGUGGCUGCCGUGUGUUAUGACCAUGUUUUAUCUAAAGUAGCAGAUAGCUAAGCCUCGUAA
Messenger RNA from Corticium candelabrum, 1554 nucleotides. RefSeq names its product spliceosome RNA helicase DDX39B. The transcript has 8 exons. The record is from RefSeq and is a predicted model, not a curated record. The coding region runs from base 96 to 1424 and encodes 442 amino acids. NCBI's taxonomy places the organism in Eukaryota, Metazoa, Porifera, Homoscleromorpha, Homosclerophorida, Plakinidae. Gene Ontology annotation, biological process: mRNA splicing, via spliceosome; mRNA export from nucleus. Gene Ontology annotation, molecular function: RNA helicase activity; RNA binding; ATP binding.